AUGAGGACACCAUCAUGGAAUAUGAACCUGAUAUUUGGACACCAUCCCAUCGGUAAGGAAACCAACAAAGAGUAUCCUGCGAAUAGAAAGAAAGCCAGGAAUAUGAGACUUCAGUGGAACAACGUCCGUUUCCUCCUCCAUAUGAGAUAUGACUUUGAUAUUUUAACUGAGAGACCUCUGAGAGGGAUGACUACUUACUCUGGGAUAGAACAAACGUCGAUACCACGGCUAUCGAGACGGAGCAUAUCUCUUGGUCAGUUACCAAAGAUAUACAUUAUCUGUUCCCAAGAAGAAACUCAUGAACUUACUUAUAUACCCAUGAAAAGCCAAAUGAUAAAAGAGAACAGGAUCGAGCAUCGGAUAUAUUAUCUUCUUCUCAAUGGGAGACUAUACCGAGCUCCAUUGAAAGGAAACCCAGAGCGAGUACUUGAUCUGGGAACUGGGACUGGUACUGAUCUAAGCCCAAUCCAACGAUUAUGGAUCCCACGUAACUGCACGUUCGAAAUUGACGACUUCGAAGAGGAAUGGCAGUACAAUGAAUCAAACCUCUUCAACUACAUCCACGCCCGCAAUCUUGCAGGCUCCAUUUCUGACUAUGACCAUUUCUUCGCCCAGGCAUAUAACAGUUUGCUUCCGGAUGGGUAUCUCGAAAUGCAGAGUACGGAAGCAAAUUUCUUUUCGGAUGACGGAACACGCGAAAGGGCCGUGACGGCCAAUCUAUGGCAAAAGUUGCUCGUAAAGGGAAACAAGGAAUUUGGCAAGCCUUUGGACGUCGAGCAUACCUGGGCUGAGAAAAUGCGGAGAGCGGGGUUUGUAGAUGUUGUUGAUGAAGUUGUCAAGGUGCCGGUGGGACGGUGGUCGCCAGACCCGAAGAUGAAAGAGAUAGGUCACUACCAAGCAAUGAAUGUUCGAGAGUGGUUAGAAUCGAGCUCACUCGCUGUAUUCACUCGCAUUUUGGGCUGGACUACUCAAGAGCUUGAUGUGCUCUUUACGGCGGUGCGGAACGAUUUCGCUGACCCCCAGUCGCACCUGUACUUCCAGGUGAGAUUUGUAUAUGGCCGGAAGCCGAGUUGA
This is a messenger RNA of Microsporum canis CBS 113480, 1074 nucleotides long. RefSeq lists its product as hypothetical. The transcript has 8 exons. Lineage: Eukaryota; Fungi; Ascomycota; Eurotiomycetes; Onygenales; Arthrodermataceae. The record is from RefSeq and is a predicted model, not a curated record. Bases 1 to 1074 code for a protein of 357 amino acids.